Messenger RNA from Anneissia japonica, 4943 nucleotides. RefSeq lists its product as uncharacterized. The transcript is spliced from 12 exons. The record is from RefSeq and is a predicted model, not a curated record. NCBI's taxonomy places the organism in Eukaryota, Metazoa, Echinodermata, Crinoidea, Comatulida, Comatulidae. The coding region runs from base 218 to 2218 and encodes 666 amino acids.
AUUUUAGUAUUAGGACAUGGAUGGGCGAACACUAGUCUCGCUGACGUAAAAUCUAAACAUGGCAGAAGAAUUUACAGCCUACGAAAGAAACCUAUUUAAAAAGAAGUAAAUAAGCUCAAGAACAUCAACAGAUUUUCCCUCAGUUUUGUUGAGUUGUCAAGGUGUCACCCUGGAUCAUCAAAGCAAGUCAAAUGGGUUCUCAAAGCCUGUUAAAAAGAUGAAAAAGCGGAAGGAGUUGGAUGCUCUUGUUACCAACGGAUCCCGUGCCAAAUUAUCGAAGAAGAAAAUGCCUACCCAUCAAGAGGAGGGACAUGAAUUGCUGUUAAAUAUAGAAUCGGACAGCGGAUCUUCGCUGGACUUAGAUUUUUCACCACCUAAAAGAACUUUUGUUAGGAAACCUCACAUUUGCAACCUCUGUUUGUCAGGCUGUGUUUUAGUCUUACUUGUUGCCUCAAUUCUAAUGUCUAUUGCACUCCUUUGGAUGAAUUUUGACCUGAAAAACGAUGUAGAUGGUCUAAGGAAAAGACUUGAUCUUGUUGAAAAUGUGAGUGGGAGUUCUAAGUCACAGCUUGACUCGACGCAAGCACUAAUAAAUGGAUUGGAAAAAAACAUCAAUGAUACCAGAAAUAGACUGAAAGAAAACGUCCAACGAAUGGAUCUGAAAUUAUUAGAUAUCAAUACCAAGGUAGCAGAACUUAACGCCAGUUCAUUGUUAUUAAAGAGUAAAAUACAGUCACUGAUGCCGCAACAACAAACUGCUGCAGACGGCCCUCAGUUACAGAAGGUUGUUGCUGGCUUGGGCAGUGAGGUAGAGGAGCUGAAAGGCACAGUACAAGAUGUCCAGAGUAGUCAGAAACAUCAACAGCAGGAGUUUCAGUCACUAAGCAAGAACGUGGCAGAUCUCACGGUUAAUGAAACAUUAGUGAACCUGUCAACAGUGUGGACGACCGUAUCCAACAUGGAUCUGAGUAGGAAGCCUAACACAUCAGCUCAGGCACCACCUCAAGAGGUACCUACUACACUAGCUCCUCCUGCCUCUGAGAAUAUGAUCCCAGCCGCUACUACUAGUACCCAACAAGCUAUUGGUAACACUGUGGUUACAUUGUAUUUAGAACAGGAAAUUAAGAAGUUGUCAGACACUAUAGGGGUGAUGAAUGCAUCAUUGUUUAAGGUUGAGCAGCAGCAAACAAACUUUUCAAAGAGGUUGCAAAAUGUCGAGCUUCUAUCGGAUAAUAUGCCAUCAGGCUUGCAGGUUGCGGACAACAGCUCAGUGUCUUUGGUAGACCUUAUGAAACUUCAGUCAGAUGUUAACUCAUUGAUGGCCCAUACUGAAAACAUAAGUAUUGGAACUAGUGAUAUUGAUCCCCGUGACAUCUUGACGAUCCGAGCACAAAUAGCAGACCUCCAAUUAACAGUCAACACUUUAACAGACAAGAUACACCAGCUCACUACUCCUAGUCUUAAUAACAACCUUUUGAACAUGAACACAACCCUGGGAAUACAGACAGUCAUGGCGAGCUCGCUUCAAAAGUUCAAAGACGAGAAUAUAGAGAACCUUAACAACGUCAAAUUUACUCUUGGCCAACUACAACUCCAGACAGAUGAACAAGCAGCAGCUAUAAGGCAGUUAGAAGAGCAAUUGGAAGACAUGCAUCAUGUUAUUGUGGAGCUAUCAAACACAAGCAAACAAAAUUUAGCAAGUGAAACAAAUAGACCAGCUUCCAUUCCAAUAGCUGCAGGGUCAACACCUCUUAAAAGCACUUAUGUUAAUACACCAGAAACUGUUGCUACUGAUGUUUACAGUGGUGAAUUAGAAGAAGAGACGAAAACAGAAUCAGUCACUGGUGAAGUUGUGUCGGCAGCAACACCUCCGCUGAUGUUGAAUUCAAGCGAAACAUUGCAGGAAGUUAAGCUGCCACCUCCAUUGGGUUACCUCACAGACCCAAAUAUCAGUACAAUUGAAGAUUUACAAGCUCGUUUUACAAUCUGGGACAUAGAAAACCAUGGCUCUGUGAAAUUUCAAGAUUUUGCAAACUUUAUGGGAUCAAACUUUAGUGGGACUGCCCAACUAGAACAGUUUGACCAUGAUCGGGACUCUCGUCUGAGUUUUCAAGAACUCGCAGAAGCUUAUGGUUUCCCUGAUCCAUCGGAUGAUGUGCAUAAUCGAAGGAGAAUUCAAGAGGGUUCAGCCUCAUCAGAUGCCGCAAGUGGCGUAUAGGCUUUAGAUGACUAAAGCAAGAAAACAAAAACAGUUUAACAGUAACUCGCUUUAUUUGAAAACUAACUACCUAAGUAAUGAGUUGAGCCAUAAAGGUCAAAUGAAAUUGGUAAAACAUGCACAAUUUUAGUCACUUUUAGACUAGUUUAAGUGACAUGAAAUUAGCCCUUGUGUACUAGCACAAAUGUGUACUUGAUUUAUGUCAAUCUUAAACUAGCUUUAAAAGUACUAAAAUCUCACGGUUUUAGGCAGGUAUUGAAAGUUUCGGUAUUGUUAAUAUUGUACCAUUCUUUGAUUAGUAAUGCAAGUGGUUUUAUCAGCUUUAUAUUCUCCAGUUUGUCAAUUAACAUGUCAUUACUGUAUGUGCUUUGACAAGAGUUGCCAAAUCCUGUCUUGUAUUGAGUAAUUGAUUGAUUGACAUAUUGUCAACCACUACUCAUUAAAUUAAAUAGCAGUUUUUUUAUAAUUAUUUAUAAUAUUGAAUUUUGUACGAGGUAAAUUAAAAAGCAAGGGAUGAUGCUUAAUGGAUGACAUUAAGUUUAAAAAUCAAUCCAUGAUAACCUUUUUUUAGAAUGUCAUUCCUAGCAAAUUCUCAUCAAAGUGAAGGACUAUACUCUGUGUAGGUCUAUAAACCAUUAAUCUCAAAAUCAGGCAUCGGGUAAAAAUUCUAUUUUUGAGAAAGUAGCUUGGUGGUGCAGAAUUUGAACCCAGGAUGGGAAUAUUCAAAAUAAAGUGUAGACCUAAUGUUUUUCAUCAUAUAAGGCUUGCCAUUCUAAAACCAGCUUACUGUCGCUAAUUGUUAAACUUAGUAAUUUGCAUAGGAAUGUGCCAGUAUUGAUUACUUUAGUACAGAGAAACCAUUAAUAAUCUGGCAGUAGUAAGACAAUUCAGUAAAUAACCCAUCAUUUUAAAGUUUAUAUUGUGGAGAAUGAGGACUUAUGAAAAAGUCAAUUUUCAUUUUUAUGGUCACUGAUACUGGUUUGGGGAUGACAAGCCUCAUAUAUGACAAGUGGUCACAACUAUUUAAUAUUAAAUUCUUAAAAGCUAUAAAGUAGGAAGUGGUUCACAUUGAACGACUUUGCUGGUCAGCGUGUGGUUUGAACUCCCAACCACAAGGCUGGAACCUGUAUGGGAACCGCUACACCAAAGCGCCAUUCUAAAGCUUCUUAACUAGCUACAACUCGCUUUUAUCAAAGAUAAAUUCAACUAUGUUUACUUUACAGUGUAUAUAGAGAGCUUUAUGGUGCGAUCAUGCCAUUUGGGUUUUCAUAAACCCGUAUUAUGGUCUUAUAAGCUUUACCAUUAGUUAUUGUCCAUGUUUAUAAUCUAAAUUUAUCAACAAUGCUUAUAUAAAUCUAUGGAAAUUGCCUUUUCCUCCAAAGUAGUUUAGUAUGUUUUAAGGUUGAACAAAAUAGCAUAUAAGUGAUAAUUAAUGAAAAAUACUGUACACUAAAAAGGCUAUUUUGAUUCCUUGGGAAAACAAAAAUGCUUUCUUAGUGAAAUUGUUGCCGAGUACAGAUAUAUGUAUCACCUUUUCUAGAGGGCGCUAUUCAAGAAUUUGUUAUAACUUUAUUAUUGAUGAAGGAUAGCUGGCAUCGUGGACUGGCCACCUGUUGAAUGUCUUUCAGCAUUUCACAUAGAGUUGCUCUAAGUCUUUUUUAAAUUGUACAUUGCCACCAGCGGCUAAAGCAAGGAUGCUUGGACUGAAAAUCACGAAAAAGAAAAAAAAAAAAAACAUUGUCCAUUAAUCAAUAAAACAAAGUUUACUUUGCUCGACGGUGGUGUUUUUUGGACUGUUCUUAAUUAUAAUUAGAAAUAACAGCCUGGAACCUAGGAUAUAUUUUGCACAACUAGAAAGGUUUUCGGGAAAUGAAUUGAACUCAAGCUCGUUUCGGACACCUGCUUGUGUUACUUACCUGGAUUAAGUAAUUGUCAUGGUUGCUUAAUUAGAAGACUUCUUAAAAAUAAUAUAACCAUCUGUUCCAGAGGAAUAUGUAUCCAUGCUUCUUUAAAGGUGUUUAUGAGGAUGCACACAAGUUGUUUAGCAUAUUUAUUCCUUGGAUGGACAGUUCUAUUAUUUUUUAGGGGUGUUCUAGUUAUGGAGCAAUGACUAUAGUCAGUUAGACACUGCUAAUUUUUGUAGUUAUAUACAUUAUUUGGUUGCAGAUCAAAUGCAUUGGAGUUUUCUACAAGUCUUAAUAAUUAUGUUGUUGAUAUAGUAGUUGUCUAAUAAAAAAAAAAACUUCAAUGCUAACACCCCAUAAUUCAGGGUACUGCUUGAGAAAUAUUGUACAUUAUGUCCUAACUUAGUAAUAGUACUACAUAUGAUUAUGUAUUAUAGAUUUUUCCCCGCAAAACAUUCUUAUAUUUUAUGUGAUAUUAGUAUAUAAUUCCUUUAAUUAUUUUAACAAUAAAAAUAUUAGUACUGUAUCUGUUUAUUAAAUCCAUCCAACUUGCUAAACAAAUCUAUGCACAAUUAGUGUAUCUGGGUAGGUAGAACAGUGGGACAAGAAUCUAAAUUAUUUAAUGUUACAGAAUAUUAUACCAAAACCUAUUAACAAUCUUCAACAUGGCAGCAUAUUUUCCCCGCUGGGAUUAUGAAAAAACUUGAUAAUAUAAUUUAAGUGUAUUAGUAAACAAAUUACGUAUUGAAACUGCUAUUUUACAUAUGUACAUUUGUUUUGAAUUUUAUCAGUAAGCAAUAAAAUGUUCAUAAAAGUUUUAA